AGCCGAGAGGAGGCUAUGAAGAUCCGGCAUGUGCUCACCCAAUCCGUCACCUUCCUCGUUAUGGUCGUUGCAUUGUUGGUGCUGGUGCCCGAGGGAAUAAUGCUAGUGACGGGUGUCAAGACACCGGCGAUGGCGGUUUUAUCAGAAAGUAUGGAGCCCGGAAUUAAAAAGGGUGAUAUGGUGUUUGUGCACAACAUGAGCAAUGAACCUUUCCGCUUAGGAGAGAUCAUUCUUUUCAAGGUUGAUGGCUUUGAACAUCCAGUUGUCCAUCGUGUGAUCAAGGUUCACGAGAAUCGAGAUACUGGAGAAAUCCGAAUACUCACCAAAGGAGACAACAAUUUAGUGGAUGACCGAUUUCUCUAUGCGAGCGGGCAGCUUUGGCUUCAACCGCAUGACAUUAUUGGACGGGUUGCAGGCUACCUGCCAUAUGCUGGAUGGCCUACUGUCUUCAUCAGUGUAUCUUAUAAGGUCUCUCUUUUCCUUCUUAUGAAAGAUGUUGCUGAAUGGUCGAAGCACUACUACUCCAGAAGUAUACUGGGUAACAAUGUAACCGCGGCAGAUUCAUAUGGGUUGUCUCCAUAAUGUCUUGUUAGGGGUUAAAGAACGCAUGAAGCGAUCGAAGAGUAUGUAAAAGAUGUAUCAUUAUCAUAGUCUCCACAACAUAGUAAUAGAAGUAAUUGAGCUCCAUCCGUCUUGUUGAAGUCAUUUUCUGUAGCACGGUUGACAAGAUUUCUUUUUUCGAGAACACGCAAAAGUCUUACAUUUCUUUGCACGAUCGA
Molecule: messenger RNA, 779 nt
Organism: Triticum aestivum (bread wheat)
Lineage: Eukaryota; Viridiplantae; Streptophyta; Magnoliopsida; Poales; Poaceae
Product: signal peptidase complex catalytic subunit SEC11C
Exons: 6
Coding region: 16-582 (188 amino acids)
Cellular component (GO): membrane; signal peptidase complex
Molecular function (GO): serine-type endopeptidase activity
Source: RefSeq, a predicted model, not a curated record